AAAGUAUUACCUACAGCAUGUCUUUCAGGCUUCCCUAAUGUGAUUGGUGCCAUAGACUGCACACACAUCCCCAUCAAGGCCCCACCAGGCCCAAAUGAAGGGGAUUUUGUAAAUCGAAAGGGGUUUCACAGUGUAAAUGUGCAGAUGGUGUGUGACUCUAUGCAUCUGAUCACAAAUGUGGAGGCAAAAUGGCCAGGAUCAGUUCAUGACUCGAGGAUUUUCCGAGAGUCACAUUUAUUUACAUUAUUUGAACGUGGGGAUUUUGACGGGAUCCUGCUUGGAGACAGGGGCUAUGCCUGCAGGCAGUAUUUUAUGACGCCCUUCCCUGACCCAAACCCUGGACCACAAACCCGAUAUAAUGCUGCUCUAGCCAGGACAAGGGCACGCAUUGAAAUGACAUUUGGACAACUGAAGCAAAGAUUUCAGUGUCUGAAAAGUCUGAGGGUUGCACCUGACAGGGCCUGUGACAUUAUUGUUGCAUGCGUCAUAUUGCACAAUAUUGCCACCAUCAGAAAGGAGAGGAUCCCUGUGGUGGGGGUGCAACCUGAUGAUGACGACCUCCAGCCAGUGCACUUGGACCAACCUAGUGGCAGAGCUGCGCGGGACAGAAUUGUGGAGCACCAUUUUUGAAUGUUGAAUAAAAAAAAGACACCACACAUAUGCUUAGUUCCUGUAGUUUUAUUUAAGUGA
This is a messenger RNA of Fundulus heteroclitus (mummichog), 690 nucleotides long. Its product is annotated as putative nuclease HARBI1. The transcript has 3 exons. The record is from RefSeq and is a predicted model, not a curated record. NCBI's taxonomy places the organism in Eukaryota, Metazoa, Chordata, Actinopteri, Cyprinodontiformes, Fundulidae. The annotation marks the transcript as partial.